Molecule: messenger RNA, 574 nt
Organism: Paramecium sonneborni
Lineage: Eukaryota; Ciliophora; Oligohymenophorea; Peniculida; Parameciidae
Source: the annotation of a GenBank genome assembly
AGAACACAUCAUUGUAAAGAAUGCAAUAAAUGUAUUUUGAGAAUGGUAUAUAUUAUAUUGAUAAAUAUUUCUACACUAGGAUCAUCAUUGUCCUUGGGUCAAUAAUUGUGUAGGUUUAAAAAAUCACAGAUAUUUUUGUCAAUUCAAUUUCUACGCUAUUCUAUGUAUGAUCUAAUGCACUCUAUUUAUAUCCUAUGAUUUAUUUCUAAAUGACAAAUUUGUAUUAUAAGUAAAUUUUGAACUAUAUAAUAUAGGAACUUACAAAAAAUCAAUAAUUUAUAUUGAACAUUUGUGAUGUUACUUGUUUUGCUUUAGUUGUUGCUAUGGGUUUUCUUUUAGGAUUUCAUCUUUAUCAUAUUGGAUUGAAUAUUACAACUGUUGAAUAUCAUAUUAAUGAAAUAAAAGCUAAUGUACAUAACAAUCAUUUAUCUAUUAUUUAUAGAAUCCUUUCUAAAAACCAAGAAUUAUAGAUAAUUUUAAAGAAGUUUUAGGUCCUGAUUUCAAAUAUUGGUUUAUUCCUGUCAAAAAUGUAGAAAGAAAUACUUUCCCAAGAACAGACCUUUUUGAAGUCUGA